Molecule: messenger RNA, 2199 nt
Organism: Varanus komodoensis (Komodo dragon)
Lineage: Eukaryota; Metazoa; Chordata; Lepidosauria; Squamata; Varanidae
Gene: TTC5
Product: tetratricopeptide repeat domain 5
Exons: 10
Coding region: 22-1344 (440 amino acids)
Molecular function (GO): protein binding
Source: RefSeq, a predicted model, not a curated record
GGAGGAGGUUCAGAAGCGACCAUGGCCGAAGAAGAAGAAGAAAACGUACAAACUCGAAAAGAUUUACAGGAACUGGUUGACCAGCUAUAUCAUUUUCGAGACCACUAUUUUGAGAGCCACAGUGUGGAGGAUGCUGGGAAAAAGCAGCAAGAUGUACGGGAGGAGAUGGAAAAGACUCUUCAGCAAAUGAAAGCGAUAGAAGGUUUUUCUAAGGGGAGAGCUCUCACCCUGAUGCUGAAGGGGAAAGCUUUGAAUGUGACUCCAGAUUACAGUGUACAAGCUGAGGAAUUGCUUUCAAAAGCUGUCAAGCUAGACCCAGAACUGGUUGAGGCCUGGAAUCAGUUAGGGGAAGUUUAUUGGAAAAAGGGUGAUAUCUCUGCAGCCCAUACAUGCUUCUCUGGAGCACUCAGCCAUUGCAAGAACAAGGUGUCCCUGCAGAAUCUCUCUAUGGUGUUACGGCAGCUACGCACAAGCUCUGCUGAUGAGCAUGCGCACAAUGUGAUGGCCAGUGUGCAGCAGGCCAAGCUGGCUGUGCAGAUGGAUGUGCAUGAUGGCCGCUCUUGGUAUGUUUUGGGCAAUGCCUACCUCUCCUUGUUCUUCAAUACAGGGCAGAACCCCAAGAUCUCCCAGCAGGCGCUGAGUGCCUAUGCCCAAGCAGUGAAGGUAGACCCAACUGCUUCAUGCAAUCCAGAUUUACAUCUCAAUCGAGCCACGUUAUACAAGUAUGAAGAAAACUACAUGGAAGCCCUGGAGGGUUUUGCACAUGCUGCAGCCCUUGAUCCAGCUUGGCUGGAACCACGCCAGAGGGAGCAUCUACUCAUGGACUUCCUAGAAAGGCUAACCAACCUCCUUGAAAAUAAGGGAAAAGUGAAAGGCAAGAAGCUGCAAAGCAUGCUGGGAAGCCUGCGGACCUCUCAGCUAGGCCCAUGUGGUGAUGGGCACUACCAAGGGCCUUCAGGUCAGAAGGUGCAACUAGAGCAGCGUCCCCUAAGUGCCUUGCAGCCUGGUGUUAACUCUGGUGCUGUGGUACUGGGAAAGGUGCUAUUCAGCUUGACCACAGAGGAAAAGGUGCCCUUCACUUUUGGCCUAAUGGACUCCCUUGAGGGCCACUGUUUUGCUGUGACUGUUUACAACAUGGCACAAAGCUGGGGCGUUCUGAUUGGUGACUCGGUAGCUAUCCCUGAGCCUAAUGUCCGGCACCAUCACAUCCAGCAUCAGAACAAGAGUUUUAUUUUCUCUGGCAUCCGGGUGGAGACACCUUUGCUGCUCGUAGUGAAUGGCAAGAUGCAAGGAUCCCAGAGUCAGGCUGCUCCCACCAUUGCAUACCAGGCACAAAGUGAAUGAAGAAGGAGAGCGGGAAAAUGGGGCUGUUCCCUCUUGUAAUUGUGCUUGAUCUUUGGGUUGUACCUGCUGCCUCUUAGACAGCUGUGAUGUUCAAUGGCUUAGGAAAGUUGGACUAUUUUUAAUAUUUAGAGUUAAGGGAUUGUGUGAGACAGACAGAGAGGGAAUUACAGAGCAUUUGUGCUCAAACUGGAGCUUACCCCUCUUGAUUUGCUCCUCACUUCUACUUCCACAGGCAUUGACCUAUGCCUUACUUCACUGCUGUAAUAAUUAUUUGGUCUGCAAAAUUGGGGUUGCUCAUUCACUCUGUCUCACCUCUUCUCAACUCCUUCCACUUUCCAAAAACAAAGCCUGCUUUCUUUAUACUUUUGAGGGAACGAUUGCCAUCCCCAGCCUAGUGCCUCUGUAUGGUUUGGACCACAGUUACAUUUCUGACCAUUGGUCAUGCUAGACAGGACAAAUGGGAGUUUAAGUCCAAAACUUGUGAAGUCACCAGGUUGGGGAAGCUGCUCUUGCCCAUUAGUCACCUUCUUUACGUUUCAUUUCAGUUUUAGCACUUGGUCUUCUUGGACUCUUCUCUGUUUUGGAGAUUGCAUUGGAGUGGAUCCAGGCUUAGUCAUAUUUACUUCUAUAUUGGAAAAGAAAACUUAAGUCCCACUAAUUUUAAGGGGUCAGCUUUAAAUAUGAAUAAGCUUGGAUAAGCCUCAGUAUCUUUGAUUCACGUGUAUAUAGGGGAUAAUAAGUUGUGUAUUUAUUUUGUAACAUUUUGAAUUUGUUUUUGUAAUUUGUAUACAGACUUUUCCAGAUUCUGGCUUUUUCCCUGUGUCGUCCCAAAGCAAUAAAACAUGUUCCUUGCCA